AUGUUUCAAGACGCGAUUCUUGAUUCGGCCAAACGCCGCUCCGGUGUAGAUCAACGAGUGCUCGAGUUACUUCGAUCAAGCCUCGAAAAUUUCAAGGAACCUGAAGAGUCACAAUUGGUUGAUGUGGCUGAAUUAGAACCGCGGCAUCACCCGGACCCAAAUAUUGAACGGGAAACUGAUGGUGUCAAACGCGAGGCGCAAACAAAGAAAAUUCUGCCUAAAAUCAAGGCUGAUUUUGAUGACGAAAAGGGAGAACUGCGAGUUUUGCAUGAUCUCAUCGUUGACACGGCCGCCAAAAUGGAAGGCUUUCCAUUCACUUUUCAGAGACUGUGUGAACUUCUUGAAGAACCUUCGCGACUAUAUCGACGGGCCGAAAAGUUUUACCGAGCUGUUGACAAAUGCAUUAAUGUUGUGACUACGAUCACGUCGGAAGGUGACCGUAUAACUGGCAUUGAAGAAUGGUCGCUUGGUCAAGAGGACACAACGAAGAUUGAACAAAGAUUUUAUGGAAAAGUGGAUGAGUUAGAUGACGAGAAUUGGGAACCAACCACAAAGGCACCGGUCGAAGAAAAACCAUUGGACAUGAGUAAAAAGGAGACAUUAGUUGAGCGAAAGCAGGCUGGCGAUGAUAACACGGAGAAUGGAAUGGACACUAGUACUAGUCAGAAUGAUGACGCUCCAAGUGAAAAGAAGCUCAAGACGGAGGAAAAAAGUGAUCAGAUUGUGGAGACAAAGACUGAGACAGAAGAAAUGGAAGAAGCA
Messenger RNA from Mesorhabditis belari, 762 nucleotides. NCBI's taxonomy places the organism in Eukaryota, Metazoa, Nematoda, Chromadorea, Rhabditida, Rhabditidae. The record is from the annotation of a GenBank genome assembly.